Messenger RNA from Culex quinquefasciatus (southern house mosquito), 4997 nucleotides. Its product is annotated as actin cytoskeleton-regulatory complex protein PAN1. The coding region runs from base 286 to 4854 and encodes 1522 amino acids. The record is from RefSeq and is a predicted model, not a curated record. The transcript has 4 exons. NCBI's taxonomy places the organism in Eukaryota, Metazoa, Arthropoda, Insecta, Diptera, Culicidae.
UUAGUCGUUUAGGCCGAGACUUGGCAGUCUUUUUUGUGGAGAUUCUUUUUGACCUUAUCGGGAGAACUUUCUUAUAUUAGUUGGAACGCGUUCUGGGACCAAGUUCAGUGCUUUGGAACGCAUCAUCCAGUGUGGAGCAGUUUUCGUGGCUGCUUGUGGCGAGAGUUGGGAAACCAUCUGGAAAUGGUUUUUUGGUUGAUCCGGUGGAAAUAGUUUUGUGUGUGUUUGUGGACUUGGUGUUUGCUUAUCGCAACAUAUUUGAGUGGACUUGAAAGUGCUCUCGAAAUGGAAGGAAGAACUUUGAUGCUGUGCAGCUUCCUUGUUGUGCUGGUAGCCGUGGCACGAUGUGGCGCAAGUCGGUCCGACGUCCGGCAGCAGCUGCGCUCCGAGGUGGUGUACAGCGAGCGGAACCACAAGGAGGGACGCUACAAGUACGGUUACGCGGUCAAGAAGGGCGAAUCGCAGUUCCACCACCAGCGAUCGCUGGACGGUGCGAUGUACGGAUGCUACGGCUACGUGGAUCCCCAGGGUAAGCUGUUCAUAACGCACUACCUGGCGGACAUGGCCGGCUACCGGCUGGUGAAUAUGGCUAACCCGGACCGGAAGCUGGCGGAAAGGAUCCGGAACUUGGGUACCGUGGAUAGCCCAAUUGAUUUGCAACAUUUGUUCCCGGCAGAGUGUCAGGAGGACGGGGACAUGAAAACGCUGAAGGAAACGGCUGAUGCAAUGAAGGCGUCGCUGGCGGAAUCUGGCGAUCAGAUCGCGUCUUACCGUUCACGAUCGACAUCGCACUCGGUAUCUUCUGGAAGUCAUCGAUCAAGCUCGCAAACGGGAUCUUCAGAGAGAGAACAUUCAAAAACCACAGGAUCAUCAGACUUGUUGAAGAGUACUUCAAACAUUGAAGUAGAUCAGAAAUCCAACCAGAAUCAAUCUGGAUUCAAGGAAACCUUUGGAGAUAACAGAAACGUCCAGACAUCUCAGUCGGGAACAAUUUUUCAACAACAGUCUAGCCUCCAACAGGGUUCUGACGGUGAAUCCAGCGUAGAUUUGAUCAAAUUAAAUGUCUACAGGGGAUCCAACCUAGCCAAGACUUCCGUGGGAGCGAUGACUGCAUCAGAACCAAAGUUUGUCAUGAAGUCCAAUACAAAGGAAUCGUUGGUCAGCUUUGCAGCUUCGGACUCGAGCAGGUCUUCGACAUUUAUAAAGACUGGUGAUGAACAAAAAGUUAUCGAAACUAGCUCGAUAAUCAAGUCAACAGACACCAAACCUGCAUCGCAAGACUCAGUUCAAACAUCACAAUUUGGUAGUACUGGAGGUAAAGCGACGAUUAAGUUGUCAGGUGUUGCUGGAGUAAUUGCAAAACAGACUGAACGAACUGACGAACCAAUAAAAACUUCUGAAGAAUCUCAAUUCAAUAAGAUCACCCAAACGACUGCUUCUGCUAGUGUUCUUAAUACUUAUAAGGAUGAAGCAAUUGAAACUGACACAAAUGAAGGACAAGUGAAGACAAUUACAAUUGGCGAGUCCUCGAACUCAGCAGCUACGAAAGCUGAAGGAUCUACAAAACCUUCACAAAAAUUCAGUGCAAUCAAUAAAAGCUCAGAAAUGCAAAUCUCUGCAAACCUUUACGGUAAACGCACUGCUGAUGUGGUUGAAGGAGUAGAAUCAAAAGUAUCGGAAGGAAAUAAGGUUGCUGUGAAACAGCAAACCUAUGGAUCAUCAGCCACUUAUCAAGAAUCAGGAACUCGAAAUGCAGAUAUUAAUUUAGCAGGAACUAAGAAAACAUCCCUAAAUAUCGCCGGUAGUACAAUCGGACCGUCCGAUACAGAGAAAAUCGCUGAAAAUUAUCAGGUGAAGUCCUCUGAUGAAUCAAACUCCAAGAAAAUCGUCGAUAAACUGCAAUCUACUGGUACUUCGUCAAGAUCGAGUAACAACCUCAACGAAAACACAGGAAAGAUUUCAAACGAGCAGAUCUUAGAAGACCAGCAAGCUAACUUUGAAACGCUGAAUGAAUCUGAUAAGACAUCGGAGAAACAUAAAAGCACUGGAAAUUCAGCAACAUUAAGCAAAACAUCAUUAGAAGCAAGCAGAGAGGAACAACCAACUGAUAAAUUGUUAAAGAAAGAUGUCAAGUUGUCGCUUGUUGAGAUAGAACAAGAAGACUCUGUAGGAGUGAAGAUUCUCGACAGAGAUUUCUUGAGCGUUCGAGAACGUACUGAAAGUGAAGACAGUGUUCAGAAGGUGUCGGUUGAUCACAGUCGAACUGAUUUCCCUCUUAAAGCAGAGCAGAUAUCUCCUGGAAAGGAGAUAGUUGGAACAGCUGGUUCCUCGCAAGCUUCAGAGUGGUCCACAACUGAUUCUAAAGCUGAUUCUAAAGUAAGCUCGUUAACUAUUGCAAAGACAUCGGAACAGAAAGGUUCACAAGGCAAGUUGAAUCUUGCUACAAUGGAAUCAACUGUCUCAAAGGAAGAUAUCCAUCCAAAAGAAGUUUCACUAGCUUCUGGUUCGGUUAAGCAGACACUGUCUACGAAGGAAGUCGCUAAAAGCGUUAGUUCUGGUAUAGCGGAAACUAUUAAUACGAAAGGUUGGAGAACGUCUGAAUCUCAAUUUGAAACCAACGCUUCAAGAAGCAAUUUAGAUGUGACUUCCAGUUCUCAAAGUGCUUCUGGAACAAAUGUGGCUUUCUUGGAAAAAGCUGCAGUAACUUCAGGUUCGAACGUAGCCUCUCAAGCUUCUGGUCCGAAGACGUCUGAAUCUCUAUCUGGGAUCAACGAUUCAGGAAGCAAAUUGGAUGUGAGCACGAUUUUAACUGGUUCAAGAACUAGUGUAGAGAAAUCUGAACAGAAAGCAUCUGUCGCUAAUGUGGUUCAAGGAACAAUGAAAUCUGCUGAAGUAUCAGAUUCAAAAAUAGCCUCUCAAACAAAUACAAAUGUUCAGUCAGUCAAACUUGGGGCAACAAUCUCUGAUGUGAGUAACUAUGAAGAGAUCAAUCUUAGAUUUGAUGACGAUAAUGAUUCCGACGUGGAGUCCGGCAUCAAGCAGUCCUCUACCUCCAGUACAUCUUCAAGUAAGACCACAAAUCAGGAUGCCUUCUCAGGCCGUAGCAGCUCAGCUGUGUAUCGGGGAACCGUCAAAUAUGCGAACUAUGCUACCGGAAGCAAUCAAGCUACGGAUCAGAGCAAAACAACAACUGCAACUAAAAGCGCUGAAGUUCAGCGGAAGAUUCCGCGUGGAAAGGCUCGAGUUCAGCAGCAGACUCAAAAGAGUUUGGAGCAAAACGAUGCGAAGAAUCUUGCUGAUGGAACCGCAGCUAAUAGUCGGAUCGGAGCUGUUACUAUCGCAGAGUACAUAAAGGAUUCUCCGUCUAAUGAUGCUUCCAAGAUGCAACAAGCUGAAUCGGUACAGCAGAGCACUGAUAUGAGUACAAAACAAGAGGAAAGCUCGGUUAAGUCUAGCCAGAAGUUUAAGAAUGACAGUACCAAUAAGCAAAUUGUAAAGGUAUCAUCAGAUCAAGCCAAUGCAGAAGACCGUGUCAUACAGAAGGAAUCAUCUAAUGUAAGUGAGUCGAAACAAGGUUCGGAGCAGUUCGGAAACGUUCAAACUAGUCAGAAGUCUAUGAGUAACCAAGAAUACAACACCAACAAGCAGACAAUUAACGUAUCUGCCGAUCAAAGCAAGGUACAAGACCAAAUUGUUUCUAAGGAAUCAAUCAGUGCAACAGAGUUGCAAAAUUCUAAGAAGUCUGAGACAGUUCAAAAUCAACGCACCUCCGAAACUAGCUCUGGAAGGUCAUUCAACCAAGCUAAAACAGAACAAUUCGUACAGCACGGUAAAGAAUCGUCGAAAGAUUCUACUCCCAUCAUACGAUUCGCGAUCCCUGGAAUAAUCCAACAAGGGCCACCAAUCCAAGGACGUCGUAGCUUCGUCGGAAUUCCAAACUUGAACGGCAUCUUCCCCACAAACUCCCAGUCCCGAGUGGGCACCGUACCCGUAAGUGAGGAUGACUACCCACGAUCGGAAGUCAUGAGGCUACCGGCAACACCCCGACCCUCGACUCCAGCAUCACCAGAUGCCGUCACCGUUUCGUACCAACUACCGAGUGGAACCGAUCGCACCCCGGUCACUCCAAGACCCACGACCGUCUAUCGACCGACAACGCCCGGAUUCCCGGCAACAACCGUAAAGUCACUCAUUUACAGGACUACCGUUGGUCCGAGUGGGGACAUUUACGAUGAGAUCGAAGAAGAACCCGAGCUGGCAAGUCGUCCAACGUUGAUGUCACCGCAGAUUCCAGAGCAAAAGCCGCCCAUCACUACUUCCGGUGGUGUCACGGUGAUUCCAUCUAUCAGCCAUGGUGUCCUAGUUGAAAACACUGCACUGCCUCACUGUUCCGAUGUUACGCUGCAGAUUCCGGCCGACGCAAAGCAGAUCUUCGUUCGGACCAACUCCCCGGCGUUCCGAGUGUUUGGAGAUGGUGACCCGAACGAGCAAAUCCGGCUGGUUGAACCCGGAGUGUACGAGGUGAAUCUUGGCGCCACCAGUGGAAUCCAGUUCAACCAGUAUCGAGCUGACGAAGGCGACUGGAAGAGAUCAAACAAGCUUCAGCUGGACAUGGAUCGCAGCUUCGACUAUGGUGAGCUGGUGCAGAAGCCGCUGUACAGUCGCUCCCACUCGACAACAACUGGCAACGGUGACAACCAGGCGCGGCUGAACAAUCCUUAUCUCCCGCUGGUACCGGCUCCCGUGGAAGCUCGUAACGCGGGAGGAUCAUCGGCGCAACAGGUUCUGACACCCGAGCAGCGUUCGCUGCUUAGCUUGGUGCCAUCCUGGAAGAAGGUUCUUCUUUAUUACUAAUUGACCCCGUAGAUGAACUCCGUUGGCAACUGACGAUCCGAUAUUCGCGCAGAAGACAAUGCUCUGGCUCCAACCUGGAGGCACUAAAAUUAAGUUUAUUUGAUAAGUAUGCUAAUGAAGUCGUCGUUGCAGCUCUCCGAAAA